This is a messenger RNA of Orycteropus afer afer, 1275 nucleotides long. NCBI's taxonomy places the organism in Eukaryota, Metazoa, Chordata, Mammalia, Tubulidentata, Orycteropodidae. The record is from RefSeq and is a predicted model, not a curated record.
AUGGCGGCCCCCUUAGUGCGGCGCUGCAUUCUCCUGGCGAGGAAAGUGGCUCUGCCUCAGCUCAGCCCGGCAGGAAAAAGAUGCCUGCUUUCUGCAGCAUAUGUGGACAGCCAGAAAUGGGAAGCCAGAGAGAAAGAACAGUGUCACCUUGCUGAACUAGCAUCUUUAAUGGAUAAAACAUAUGAGAGAAAAUUGCCUGUUAGUUCUUUGACAAUAUCUCGGUUUGUAGACAACAUUUCAUCUCGAGAAGAGAUAGACCACGCAGAGUAUUACCUUUACAAAUUUAGACACAGCCCCAACUGCUGGUACCUGAGAGACUGGACUAUCCACACUUGGAUUAGGCAGUGUCUAAAAUAUGGUGCAGAAGACAAAGCCUUAUACACACUUAUAAAUAAAGUUCAGUAUGGAAUUAUUCCAGAUAACUUUACAUUCAAUAUACUGAUGGAUUAUUUCAUAAAGAAAGAAAAUUACAAAGAUGCUUUAUCAGUGGUUUUUGAGAUCAUGAAGCAAGAAGCCUUUGAAGUGCCUUCUACUCAACUUCUCUCCCUCUAUGUUUUAUACCAUAGCCUGGCAAAGAAGACAGACUUUAGUAUGAGUGUCACAGCCUAUGAUACGGCUCACAUUCAUUUAGCCAGUGAAUAUUUAUUGAGCAUCUACUAUAUUCCAUCCAUUGCCAGGUGCUCUUUCCACAAGGCAUUCUUCCUUUUCGUUUCGGCCACAGGGAAGGUAGAGUUGUGUCGAGGACUGCGGGCCGUGUACCACAACAUGCCUCUAAUGUGGAAACCAGGGUAUCUCAACAGAGCCCUUCAAGUGAUGGAGAAAGUGGCUUCCUCCCCAGAAGACUUAAAGCUCUGUAGAGAAGCGCUCGAUGUCCUGGAUGCAGUACUGAAAGCUCUGACUUCUCCAGCCAAUGAGGCUUCAGAAGAACAGUCCCAAGAAGGUGAAGACUCCCGGAGAGGAGAAGACAUGGUGGAGUAUUUAGACAUAGAGGAAACCGAACAGUCCAAGCUUCCCCAGUACCUGGAACAGUUCAAGGCCUUACUUUCUAAGCUGCAGGCUCUGGGCAAAGUUGAGUCCAAAAGCCUUUUGACUCUGACCACCCAACUUAUCAAGGACAAGCUCCCCACCUGUGAAGUAGAGGACAUCACCAACUAUGAGAAGAAACUGCAGCAGUGGCGUCUGGAGCAAGUUCAGCUGAUUCAGAGGGAACAGGAGCAGAGGGAGAAAGCGAAACAAGAGUAUCAGGCUCGGACAGCAGCAAAGGCAUCAGUCUAA